AUGUCUCUACCAGAGAAAAUGUAUGGACCGAAAUCAGGUGUAUUUGAUCCUUGCGACUUCCUCUUCUGGGUACUGGGACGAUCCUCGAAGUUUGAGCUGAUUGACUCUAACAAAGAAGACUAUCAUCCUCAAGAACCUUUCCCUUUUGGACAUCAACGAGUACAGAGUGGCAUACUACGAACACAAAGCUCGUCAAAUCUUUCUCCUAUUGCACACACUGAUCGCAAAUCUGAUAUACCUAACGACAAGGAGGAAUUUUCUGCACACAGAGAUGGUCCACAUCGGCCCACGUCGGAAGAUGACGACGCUAAGAUGAUCAAUGCCGCGAUCAUAGAAUUUGCUGUGGGUCUAAUGGACGCAGCAAACACUUUAGCCAUCUAUAAGCGUCGGUCCUCGAGGAAAGCCGUGGCCUUCAGGCGAACCAAACGAGUCCUUGAGAACAUAACACUUGCAGACUGUUUGACUUCGAUGGCCGACCCACAAAGCAUCUUCGAGAGACUAACACAGAAGGUUCCGCGGACAGCUCGAGUUUUCAGGUUUAUGGACAGAAUGAACAUCGAGGCAUUGAAACGACUUAGAAGCCAGUCAGCCAGAACCCUAGUCACUCGACGGCGGAUGCCCUCGCGACAAAAGAAAGUUCAAGGUCGUAAGACUUUUGCGGCGGUCCAAAGACUAGAAGCAUGCCGUAAAAAUCUCUCCAGAUCUGCCAAGCGUCACGUUGCUGAGAUGACUGAUUGUCCUCAACCAUCAGAAGAGUAUGAUAAGGAGCCAACCCGUUCUAGCUCACCAGACGAUUCUGAUGAUGAGUUUUUCGAUUGCAGCACUACUCUGACUGAUGAGCACAAUCAAGUGUCACUGCAUGUGCUACAGGAGAAGGUCAAUUUACAGAAGAACAUGCUGCAGCUGUCUAUCACGAUUAUCAGAAAUCAAGACGAAUUGAUUACUCUGCUCGACGGGAAAGUCGACUUGAAACAAAGACGAGUCGAUCUACAACAGAGCACAAUAAAAGUGCUACAGAGUUCUCUCACCAAUCAAGAUGUCAGCCUUCCUAUUUCGUCGCAAAGAGCUGCGAAAGAGGCAAAGGUGGAGCUGUUGGAGCGGCCGCAACAAACGUUAAAAGAGCUAGAGGAGCUUUCAGCUCUGAUAGACGAACAAAGCGAGCUGCUAGAAAAUCUUCGACUGGCCGCCGCAGCGAAUACAGAAGAACUGUACGAAACUACGGGACUUGGAAAAAAGCAAGACGGGGUCUCCGAACUGCAGGAGCCUGCGGAUCGUGCAGAAGACUUCCAAGAUCUUCACGCCCUUGCUCAUGCGCACAUUGAGCUACGUCAGGAUCUUCAAGAGUCAGAUGCGAGGAUCUUGCAUCGCCAGAAGGAGAUGAUUGCCUCGAUUCAAAGACUGCUUAACGAGUAG
Lithohypha guttulata is the source of this 1413-nucleotide messenger RNA. RefSeq lists its product as uncharacterized. The record is from RefSeq and is a predicted model, not a curated record. The transcript has 2 exons. The coding region runs from base 1 to 1413 and encodes 470 amino acids. Lineage: Eukaryota; Fungi; Ascomycota; Eurotiomycetes; Chaetothyriales; Trichomeriaceae.